Messenger RNA from Ambispora gerdemannii, 1578 nucleotides. NCBI's taxonomy places the organism in Eukaryota, Fungi, Glomeromycota, Glomeromycetes, Archaeosporales, Ambisporaceae. The record is from the annotation of a GenBank genome assembly.
AUGAGAGACACUGGUCGUCUCUUUGUAAUCGGCGUAAUACUACUAAUAUGCUUCAUCGCAUACAGCAGCCAAAUAUUUAUAUUCUGGGAUUACCUUGGUGGUCUGAACGUCGAGUGUCUAAAAGUACUAGGGCCAUUUAAUUUUUUCGUGUUGAGUAUAUUUUGGAAUUAUUACUUAACAUGUACAACUGAUCCGGGAAAGGUGCCGAUCGAUUGGACUCCAUCAGAUCAAGAUGGAAUAGAAAUGAAAAAAACAACACACGCACCACGAUAUUGUCGAACAUGCAAAAAUUAUAAACCGCCACGAUCACAUCAUUGUAAAACCUGUAAAAGAUGUGUGCUCAAAAUGGACCAUCAUUGUCCAUGGACAAACAAUUGCGUCGGUCACCACAAUUACGGACACUUUAUCCGUUUCAUAUUCUGGAUUGAUGUCGCGUGUAUUUUUCACUUCAUAUUACUAAUAAAAUCUACAUUUCACAUAAUCGAAGAAUUGUCGUAUAUUCGGUACGACGACACAGAAGCAGAACCAAGCAUAACGAAAACAAUAUUCAUCGUACUGAACUUUGUUGCGUGUCUUCCCGUAUUGUUUGGCGUUGGCCCGUUGAGUCUCUACCAUUUUUAUUGUGUGUGUUCGAAUAUGAGUACCAUUGAAAGUUGGGAAAAGGAAAAAGUUGCCACGAUGGUUAGACGUGGAAAAAUUAAAGAGAUCAAAUAUCCAUACGACAUUGGUAUACUUGCAAACAUUAAAUCAAUACUCGGUGACAAUCCGAUACUUUGGUAUAAAACACGAACAUGGCCACCCAAAGACCCCGACAGCAAACCACCCGCGAUAAUCCCACCAAAACCAUGGGACAUUUACAAUCCACAGCACUUACGACAACAGGUCAAUACCGCUUCUCAUCAUUAUUAUAAACAACGACGACACUAUAACAGUAAUCAGCAACAACGCGACAGUAAUGAAAGAGGAGGGAGUGGAGGAUACGUAAUAAGUGAUAUUUCUUUGGAAGAGCGUCAAUUAGGGAUUCAUCUGUAUUCGACAGAAAGUGAAUUUACGGAUGAAGAUUUAAGUGACGAUGACGACUUAGAGGAUAUAGAUGAAGUUAAUAAAUAUAAUGGUGAUCAUGUUGAUGAAUUUGAUGAUGAAAAUUAUCCAGAAUAUAUUGGUGUUGGAAGAGGUGAUAAUGAUAAUACUAGUAAUAUAGAUUCGCAAUUGAUAUCGCAACAACAGCAAAGACAACAUCCUCGUUACUCUUCUCACCCGUACAAAAAUUACUCUUCAAGAAACAAUGUUAAUCGAUCCUCGCAUACCAAUUAUAAUAACAAUUGGUAUACAAAGACACGAACACGAUCAGCAAAUAGUUAUACCAAUUAUAAUAAUGAAGAAAAGGACGAUGAUGAUGAUAUGCCAAUUGGAAUGAUGAUUGCACAAAAACAAUUGCAAGCAAUGAACACUAAUUCAAUAACACAAUCAUCGACAACAGCAUUAUCUCCGAAAUCUAUCGUGUCUGAAAUCACAUCUUCAUUGAUUGGAGAAAAACGAGAAUCAACGGUAGGAGAGAAAAUUGAGAAACUUGAUUAA